UAACUAUUAUCAAAGGAGAACAACCUUACCUUCUCUUAUCUGAAGUAGAUCAAGCAAGAUUACAUAUUACUAAAGAUAGACAAAAUAAGAUAGCCUUAAUCAAUAACAAGCCUAUUAGUUACCAAGAAAUGGGAUCUGACACAGCUUAUAGGUGUAACAACCUAGCUCGUGAUGAACCUGCUCACUUAACCUUGAGAAACCAACCCCCUUAUAUUUAUCUAAAUACCUCUCCAAACGAGACACCCCCUUAA
Messenger RNA from Cetraspora pellucida, 251 nucleotides. NCBI's taxonomy places the organism in Eukaryota, Fungi, Glomeromycota, Glomeromycetes, Diversisporales, Gigasporaceae. The record is from the annotation of a GenBank genome assembly.